Messenger RNA from Acanthopagrus latus (yellowfin seabream), 1828 nucleotides. RefSeq lists its product as uncharacterized. The transcript has 3 exons. The coding region runs from base 303 to 1184 and encodes 293 amino acids. The record is from RefSeq and is a predicted model, not a curated record. Lineage: Eukaryota; Metazoa; Chordata; Actinopteri; Spariformes; Sparidae.
UUUGUAUUUUGGUUGCAAGCGAGGUAGACUGCUGCAAACAACUCUGUCUUUCUCUCUCUCUCUCUCACACACACACACACACACACACACACACACACACACACAGGAAGUGAGUGAAACUUGUGAACUCAUUCGUCAAGCCAUUUCCGUGUAGUCGCUAUUCACCAGAGAGCGAACCGUCGCCCUGUCACUAACUGCUUUAAUUCGUUCCACAUCUGCGCCUCGUUCUCUAUCUUGUCCUCCCCUCGCCGGCCGGGCUCUGUCCAUUUUGAACUCGCCCCAAGAGAGACAUUCUGGAUCCAAUGCAGGCAGUCCAGAGCCCAGAUCCAAGGGAGCCAGAGCCCACUGAAGAAAGCCUUGGCAUCUCCGAAGGUCUCGGGGAAAGCCACCUAAACAAUGGGGUCCUUGAGACAUUUGCCCAAAAUAUGGCGGAGAACAUUGUCCAGUCGUUUGUGAGCCAAAUGGAAAUCGUGAAAGCUGAGGCGGACUUUGGGGCGUCCAGGUUUAAUCAAAACCAGGAGAUGUUGGCUGAAGACUUGGCCUCAACAGUGAUCGAGGUUGCUCUGAGGGAAGUGUGUCGAGGUCGAAAGGUUCAGGAUCACGUGUCAGAUGAGGUAGAGACGGAUCAAUCUGAUAGUGAAAGAGACUUAUUCGAUAUCGACACAGAGAUGGAUCAAGGCAAAGAAGUCCAGACUUCCAAAGACACCCAGCCAUACAACCCACCUCUCUCCCAGUCAGGUCUUCCCGUUGUGGGAUCCCUCGACUACCCUGACGCCCCUCCAACCACGCCUCUCCUCCCUGAGCUCGAGAAGAGCAGAAGCAGCUUCAGCAGGAAGCUAAAAGGAGGCUUGGCGACGGUUUUCCUACCUUCACCUCCUCCGCCGACACCGAAGGACCACGAGGACGACUCAGACGGUGCUGACCCCCGUGCAGAGCUAAUGGAGCAUCUGAUGCACUCAUUACCCUCAGAUGAUUUGGAGAGGGACUAUCUUGAUUUAGGACCUCACCAUGGAGCCAACGUGGAGGCUUUCGCUGAGGCGCUUUCGUGUGACAUCAUCGACUGGGUCCUGAGUGCCAAAAACGCAGAGCAGAUAACUGAUGGUAGCGAUCUUCAUCUACUAGCCCACCAGCUGGCUGAAACCAUCAUCACUUCCUCCCUUGACGAAGCUAAAACGCUGAUCUAGUGUUUGACGUGAUUAUUGGGAGCAUAUUUGUGAUGGCUGGCAUGUAGACACACUCGCAAAGAGAACUGAUACCCACCCACAUGUUGCCUCCAGGCCGAACGCCACAGCCUGACAGAUUUUUUUGAAGCUCAAUUUACAGCAACAAUAUUGUUUUUCUUAUCUGAAGAACGGUUGUUUAAUGGAUUGAUCUUCCAAUAAAAUUAGUUAAAACUCAUCCAGACGAGGAUUUUAUUGUGAAGCAGCACCUAUUUAUUGCAAGAACUGCCCAAAGAUCCAACAUAAAGAUGGCUGACUCGUCGUUAAAACAAGCUUUGGCACUUUUGAUUAGACGCAUAUCCUGGAAAGCUGUAUAUGUUAGAUGCUGGAUGACGAACCUGGAGUCACGUUAUCUGUCCAAGAUGGAAAAACUCAUAGUCUUGAAUUGCUAUUUUGUCUUGGAUCCAAGUGCAGUGACCAUAAAUGUCCUUUAGAUGGCAAUGCAGGAGCAAAGUGUGUGAGCAUGGGCUCAAAAGUCAGUGGUCACCUGACAGCACCUGAAUAUGAUUCGAUUGUUUUGCUAUAAAUAUGCACAUUGACAGUGUUGUGACAAGCAGCCUAAAGAAAGAUAUUAUAUUAAAUAUUAUUUUGGUAAAAGUGGAAGUCCA